Molecule: messenger RNA, 2559 nt
Organism: Hibiscus syriacus
Lineage: Eukaryota; Viridiplantae; Streptophyta; Magnoliopsida; Malvales; Malvaceae
Product: zinc finger BED domain-containing protein RICESLEEPER 1-like
Exons: 3
Coding region: 1699-2379 (226 amino acids)
Molecular function (GO): protein dimerization activity
Source: RefSeq, a predicted model, not a curated record
AUGGUUACCAUGAAAAUUUGGCUCUUUAGCGAUUUUGACCACCCAUACUUUUAUUUGGAUCUUGACCCAAAUUUCUUCCAUAAUCCAAGCUCGGAUCCAGUCUCUAUUUCUCCCUUCCCCCCUUCUGCUAUCAACGAAAUCCAAACCCUAAUAACUUCUCGGAUCCUCCGAUCGGACCCGCCUGUGAAGCCAAGCUUUUUUUUCUCUGCUACUAAAUCUGGAGUUGGACUCAUCUUAAACCUUUUUCGAUGGAGUUGGCUAAUGAAACAGUUACCAAGAGACCGAAGAGGUUGACUUCUGUAGUAUGGAAUCACUUUGAAAGGGUUCGGAAAGCUGACAUAUGUUAUGCACUGUGUCCAUUGUAACAAGAAAUUAAGUGGAUCGAGCAACAGCGGAACCACCUAUCUGAGAAAUCACCUAAUGCAGUGCUUGAAAAGGUUUAACUAUGAUGUUUCCCAACAGCUUUCUGCAAAGAAAAGGAAGAAAGAUAACACCCUUACCAAUGCAAAUACCAGUUAUGAUAAAGGGAAAAGAAAAGAGGAUUUUAUUAAGCCCGCUAUUGUCAAGUAUGAACCGGAUCAGAGAAAGGAAGAAGUUUUCAAUCUUCAAAGCAGUUGGUUCGACCAAGAGAGGAGUCGCCUAGAUCUUGCUCGCAUGAUUAUAUUACAUGGCUACCCCUUAGCCAUGGUUGAGCAUGUUGGAUUCAAGGUAUUUGUCAAGAAUCUACAGCCAAUGUUUGAUGUUGCACCAAAUAAUACCAUUGAGGUUUAUUGUAUGGAAAUUUACGGGAAGGAGAGGCAGAAAGUUCAUGAUAUGUUAAGCAAAUUGCAAGGCAGAAUUAACCUUGCAGUUGAGAUGUGAUCUUCACCAGAGAACUCUAACCAUGCAUGCAUGAUGGCGCAUUAUGUUGGUGAUGAUUUGAAACUACAAAAGAAGAUUCUUAAUUUUGUCACACUCGAUUCUUCCCAUAUUAAUGACAAGCUUUCCGAAGUAAUUGUCAAGUGUGUGAUGGAUUGGGACAUAGAGUCUAAGUUGUUUGCAAUGACAUUUGAUGAUUUUUCUACUACUGAUGAUACUGUUCUGAGAAUAAAAGAGCAAAUCUCUGAGAGCAACUUUUUUCUAAGCAAUGGUCAAUUAUUAGAUGUGCGGUCAGCUGCACAUGUUCUUGAUUCACUUGUUCAAGAUGCCAUGGAAGCUCUCCGAGUGAUGAUCCAAAAUAUUCGAGUAAGUGUUCGAUAUGUUAAAAGUUCACAAUAAAUUCAAGGGAAGUUCCAGGAGAUAGCUCAGGAAACUGGAAUUAAAUGCCAGAAAAGCUUGGUUCUUGAUUUUCCAUCCAAUGGAAUUCAACAUAUCUAAUGCUUGAGACUGCUAUAGAGUACAGGAAUGCUUUCUGUCAGUUCCCGGAUCUGGAUCAUGACCAUGCGUUAAGUGAUGACGAGUGGGAACGGGCAAGUUCCAUCACUGGCUACUUAAAACUAUUUAUUGAAAUCAUUAGCGUCUUCUCCAGCAACAAAUGUCCCACUGCAAAUAUAUAUUUUCCGGAAAUGUCAUGUUCACAUCCAAUUGAUUGACUGGUGCAAGAGCCCCGACAAUUUUCUUAGUUCAUUAGCAGUAAAGAUGAAAGCUAAGUUCGAUAAAUAUUGGAACAAGUGCAGUUUGUCUUUGGCAGUAGCAGCUAUCUUAGAUCCCUGAUUCAAGAUGAAAUUGGAGUAUUAUUAUUCCCAGAUUUGUGGCAGCACUACAUUGGAACGUAUCAAAGAAGUAUCUGACGGUCUCAAGGAGCUCUUCAAUACAUACUUUAUCUGCUCAACUUUGAUUGAUCAAGAUUCAGCUUUGCCGCCCAGUAGCUUACCUGGCGGUAGCAAUGAUGGAAGAGAUAGACUAAAGGGCUUUGACAAAUUCCUUCACGAGACAUCUCAAAGUCUGUCAGAUUUGGAAAAAUAUUUAGAUGAGCUAGUCUUUCCUUGUAACUGUGAUUUCAAUAUACUGAAUUGGUGGAGAGUUCACACAAUGAGGUAUCCUAUCUUGUCAAUGAUGGCACGAGAUGUUCUUGGAACUCCUAUGUCAACCGUCUCACAGGAGUCAGCAUUCAAUGCUGGAGGUAGGAUGCUCGAUAGCUCUCGAAGUUCACUGACUCCCGAUAAACGACAGGCUUUGAUACACACACAAGAUUGGUUGCUGAUACAAUCAGACGGUGCGUACAUUAUCGUUCUUCUCUUUACACAAUCAUUUCUAAUUCCUUACAUAUAUCUCUUAACAAUAUGGUAUUUUCAUAAAUGCAAUAGGCCCGAGUCCAUCUUCAAGCCAUUAUGCUCUACCCGUUUUUGUCGAAACAAGUUGAUUUGUCCCCGGUACAACAUAGACCUUGGUCUCAAAUAAAAAAUCCUGGAUAAGGUGUUAUCUACAUGGAAUGCGAAUUUGCUGAAGGUAUUUCAGUGUGGGUUUGCAAUUAUAUGUCUUCAUCUCGAAGGUUUUAAAUGACAUGUAACAACUGAACGCUUAAAGCAAUGACUUGAUUGAUUGUUGAUAUGGUUAUUUGAUUUCGGGUUAGAGUUGAAG